Molecule: messenger RNA, 2856 nt
Organism: Ostreococcus lucimarinus CCE9901
Lineage: Eukaryota; Viridiplantae; Chlorophyta; Mamiellophyceae; Mamiellales; Bathycoccaceae
Exons: 1
Coding region: 1-2856 (951 amino acids)
Biological process (GO): vesicle-mediated transport; endosome organization; intracellular protein transport
Cellular component (GO): HOPS complex; endosome
Molecular function (GO): protein-macromolecule adaptor activity
Source: RefSeq, a predicted model, not a curated record
AUGGGUCGAGGCGACGGCGCCGGGGACGGGGCGCGAUAUUGGCGGCGAGGUUGGGCGGCGGCGCGGCCGCUCGCGGGUUUGCGUGGCGUGCACUGCACGUGCGCGACGUUCGUCAAGGGGAAAGACGGCGACAACGAUGGGGCAAGGAUCCUCUUGGGCUCGAGCGAUGGGCGCGUGUUCGACGUGCGCGUGGACGCAGCGGACACGCGACGGUUUGAAAAAUCGUGCGAAGUGGCGUUAGAGUUGCGAGACGGGAAAGCCAUCACGGGAGUGUGCGCGACGAAAGAUCGCGCGAGCGAUGGUAGUGAAAGGUUCGGGGCACUGAUUACGACGCCGUCGAAAUUGUACGCGUUCGUGGGGUCGUAUUCAUUAGAGUCCGUGCUCGCCAUGGCACGCGCCCGACCGAGCGGUUUCGAGGCGGCGGUUGAGAUGCCCGUGGAGAGCGAUAGGAGUAAGCUGUGCGUGUGGCGAAAGCGGCGAUCAUCAACGCCUGAUCGCAUGGCGUGGCUCACCGGGGCUGGGGUUUAUCGCGGGAAGCUGAAUUUCAAAGUCGACGACGCUUCAAGCGUGUUGGAGCAACACGGCGCGCUCCCCUUUCCAAAACUAGAAGACGACGAAUCGGGGAACGACGCCCCGAUUUCGCUUGCGAUGACGGAGCAUCACAUUUUAUUGCUAUACUCGACGCGUUUGGUGGCCAUGAAUUCAAUCACGGGAGAUGUGGAAGGGACGAUUAAACUACCCCUAGGUGGCGCGUCGACAUUCGCUUUCACCGAUCCUGCGACGUCUGUUCCGUACGCGGCGAACGCAGAGAAUUUGCUACAAAUCGUCGUUACAAACGAAGAUGCAAACAUGUGGCGAGUGUACUGCGACCAAAAUGAUUACGACCAAGCGAUUACGGCGUGCAAGUCUGAUUUACAGCGGCAGUUCGUGUACACUGCUCGAGCAGAACGCGCGUUGAAAUUGAAACGCUUCGACGAAGCCGCGACGGCGUUUGCCAACGCCGGCAUCGCGCACGCAAUCGAAACGAUCGCAAAAACGUUCGUUGACUUGAACGCAAAAGACGCACUGUAUGCGUACAUGGAAGGGCGGUUACGCGGCUUACCGCAAGACGAUGCGGCACGACGUUUGAUCAUCGCCAUGUGGUUGCUUGAGGAGUACGUCAAGAUUGCGAGCUUCUCUCGCAACGAGGCGAACGACUUCAAGGUUCGAGAGUUUUUGCGAGAAAAUUUCGAGAGCCUGGACGAACGGGAAGCGUUGCGAAUUUUAAGCGAAGCUGGUCGUAUCGAUGACGAAAUUUACUUUGCCGAACUGUGCGGUGAUUACGACAGGGUAUUGGAUCAUUUCAUGCAAAUCGGCGACGCGAGAAAAACUUUAGAAAUCGCGGCUUCGCCUAAAGUACCGCGUUCAACGUUGAAUCGAGUGUUGCCGACACUCAUUAAGGCACUGCCAAAAGACUCGAUCGAUUUCAUGCUAUCACGCCCGAAGACGGAUGACGAUGUGAAAAUUAUAGAGGCUUUGGCUCGCGACGAUGCGUCCUACGCGGCGUCAGAGACGAGUGAAUCGCUGGCUGCAUACUUGACGAGAUAUUUAGAGUCCAUCACGGCGAAACCGGACGGCGCAGCUCGCGGCGACGCCACGGUGCACGAUCUUCUGCUCGAUGUGUACAUCAAACAGCUAGAAUCCUCACCCACCGUGGUGGCAACGUUGAACAAGUACAUACUCGACGCCGUGGAUGAAAGCACUAAUGCGCCGUACUACGACGUACAUUAUGCGAUUCGUAUGUGCGAAAAACAUGGCGCACAUCGAAGCGCUGUGUACGCAUACUGUGUAUCUCGGGAUUUUGACAUGGCCAUGCACGUCGCGUUGACGACGCUUCAAGAUGUGGAGUUGGCAAAAACCGUGACGAAAAAAGCCGCCGAGUCGAAAUCAGAUGAUCCAAACGAAGACGAAAUCACGCAGAAAAAACUGUGGAUUGAGAUUGCAAAGUGGUCGAUUCGCAAGUCUGGUGCACUGGACAAGGCAAUGGCAUCGAUGGACGAAGACGAAAAGCGCACCGCGAUUCGCAGCGCGCUGAGCUUUUUGAAUGAAACCAACGGCGCGUUGCGUGUGGAGGACAUUCUUCCUCUCCUUCCCGACUUCACCAUCAUCGACGACGUGAAGGACUUGGUGCUGCAGUCUCUCACAGAGCAUCGAACGGAGAUCGAACAAUUGAAAGAAGGCCUAGAAGAGAUCACCGCCUUCACGCAAGACGUCCAGGACGAUAUCGAGGAGAUGGAACAGAAAACCAUCGUCAUCUCCAAGGAUACGAAGUGCUUUGAAUGCGGCAAGCCUGUGGUGCGUUUGCGUCUGAUGGAGACGGCGGAUGAUCCAAACUUACUCGCCCCUUUCUAUGUCUUUCCGUGCGAGAUGGCGUAUCACACUGAGUGCCUACUCCGACGCACGCUACCUCUCAUGCUCAUCGAUCAACGCAAACGAGCGUUGGCGCUCAUGCGUGCGCUCAAGGUGCCGCUCCCGCGACGGCUCAAGCCCGAGACAAAGUUUUGGGGCGCGCCGCCGAAAUCUGCCACCGGUCUCACCACCGCCGAAGCCGUGAGUGAGCUCGAAGACAUCUUAUGCGCAGACUGCCCAGAUUGUGGCGCGCACGAUUUACGUCUCAUAAACCUCCCAAUCUUGACACCAGAAGAGGAAGCCUUGGACGAGGAACUCGUGCGUUUGCUCCCGCCCGAGUGGUUCGAGCCCAUGCACGCAGCCAUCAACAUGAACGACCCCGCGGAGACGUACCUGACCAUGGAAGAUUUCAAAAAAAUAGAUCUCGGCGAGGGAUGGCCCGAUCACGACUUCUUCCGCACGUUUUAG